This is a messenger RNA of Oryctolagus cuniculus (rabbit), 1212 nucleotides long. RefSeq names its product TAM41 mitochondrial translocator assembly and maintenance homolog (gene TAMM41). The record is from RefSeq and is a predicted model, not a curated record. Gene Ontology annotation, cellular component: mitochondrion. Gene Ontology annotation, biological process: cardiolipin biosynthetic process; CDP-diacylglycerol biosynthetic process. Gene Ontology annotation, molecular function: phosphatidate cytidylyltransferase activity. NCBI's taxonomy places the organism in Eukaryota, Metazoa, Chordata, Mammalia, Lagomorpha, Leporidae.
CGUGUGGUCCCGGGCGGUCCCCUCCCCGGCGUCCCCCUGCUCAGCCUUGCUCCCACUCGGGCGUCCACUUCCCGGUGCCUCGCCCGCUGCCCCGGCCUCCGCCCUGCAGCCUUGGGCCUCCCGCCUGCGAGCCUGGCUCCCAUGGCGCUGCAGGCGCUGCGGAGCUCGGGGGUGGCCUUCCGAAAGAUCCUGUCUCACUUCCCCGACGAGCUGAGCCUGGCUUUUGCCUACGGCUCCGGGGUGUUCCGCCAGGCGGGGCCCAAUUCAGACCAGAAGAACGCCAUGCUGGACUUUGUGUUUACAGUGGAUGACCCUGUGGCGUGGCAUUCGAAGAACCUGAAGAAAAACAGGAGCCACUACUCCUUCCUGAAGGUGCUGGGGCCCCGGAUCAUCUCCUCGAUCCAGACUAACUACGGAGCUGGGGUUUACUACAACCCCCUCAUCACGUGUGACGGUAGGCUUAUCAAAUACGGCGUUAUCAGCACAAGCGUCCUGGUCGAGGACCUCCUCAACUGGAAUAACUUGUACGUCGCUGGACGGCUCCAGAAACCUGUGAAAAUCGUGGCGAUGAGCGAGAACGUCAUCCUCAGAUCAGCCCUCGAUAAAAACCUGCGGAGUGCGGCGACGGCGGCCUUCCUCAUGCUGCCCGAAAGCUUUUCCGAAGAAGACCUCUUCGUCGAGAUCGCCGGGCUCUCCUACUCAGGUGACUUUCGGAUGGUGAUUGGAGAGGAAAAGUCAAAAGUGUUGAAUAUUGUGAAGCCCAACAUAGCCCACUUCCGGGAGCUGUACAGCAGCAUUCUGCAGGAGAGUCCCCAAGUGGUGUAUAAAAGCCAGCAAGGCAGACUGGAGAUAGAUAAAAGCCCCGAAGGACAGUUCACCCAGCUCAUGGCAUUGCCCAAGACCUUACAGCAGCAGAUAAAUCGUAUCAUGGACCCGCCUGGCAAAAACAGGGACGUGGAAGAAACGCUGCUGCAAGUCGCCCACGACCCCGACUGCGGCGACGUCGUUCGGCUGGGCCUCUCAGCCAUCGUGAGAGCUUCCAGUGUAAGACAGAGCGCCAAAGGCAUCUUCACUGCCGGCGUGAAGAAGUCGCUGGUUUACGGUUCACUGAAGCUGCACAAGAUGUGGAAAGGAUGGCUGAGGAAAGCGUCCUGACUCCGCCGGCUUCCGCGGCGCGCACAGAUGAAUAAAGCGCGGCGUUUGUUACUCUGA